AUGUCUGUUCUGUCGCGGAUUCUAGUCGUUGUUGGGGUCCUAUCUCUCUUCCAUGCGGCCUACUCCGCCCACGAGUUCUCAACUCUGUCCACGAAGCUGCACAACAAUUCAACUCUUCCACUCGACAUCAAGCUUGAGACUCUGAUUUCUAUACUGCUUGCGAGCUGUGGCCUGGUGAUUGGAUCCGAUCCGUUGAAGCCGGUCAGCUGGAAUGUGUGGGCUGGACAGCUCGAAAAAGAGGGAGGAUUAAACCCAUUCCGCGGUCUUGAGGAACGAGUUGGCUUCAUGGACAUCAGAGCCCAGCGCAAGAAAUUCUCAGCCUGGGCCCGUCAAAAUGGUGGCGGUUCGACGAGUUGA
Molecule: messenger RNA, 357 nt
Organism: Exophiala aquamarina CBS 119918
Lineage: Eukaryota; Fungi; Ascomycota; Eurotiomycetes; Chaetothyriales; Herpotrichiellaceae
Exons: 2
Coding region: 1-357 (118 amino acids)
Biological process (GO): protein folding in endoplasmic reticulum
Cellular component (GO): EMC complex
Source: RefSeq, a predicted model, not a curated record